AUGUUGCACAUUUGCAAGGCAUAUCAUCAUAAGGAAGUAGAAGUGGAUGGAGAAGGUAGAAUGGAAAAGCAAUUGGUUCGCAAUGCAAAUUAUGUGGCUAAUGACUCGUCAGAAUUUUUCCAACAAUUGAAAAAUGCACAAACAGAAGUGUUCGAAUGGCUACAAGAUGAAUUUCAUUUCUAUCUAAACGAUGAAAUUCCCGCGAGAGUAAAACGUGAUAUUGCUGCAGAAAACGGAGAUGAUUGGUAUAGAAACUUUGAAUGUCGUGUAAACAAUAAAUCAUGUAGCAUUGGAAUGCCAUUCAACGAUGGUGGUCAGCAUAGUGUGAAAAAAAUCUCAGGACUAUUUGGUAAUGUAGAGCUUGUCGACAAUGUGAAACAGAAACAGAAGCAGAGAAUUCAAUCUACAAUAAGGAAUAAUCGUGUUGAUGAUGACGUCGGUGAAAAAUUGCAAGCUCCAAAACCCCAUAACAAUGACAAUGGAAGAAUUAAUGAUAAAAAUAUGGAAGGUGAGAUACAACAGCAAGUGCAACAUCUGGCAUUCGAUGUUAGUGACCAUCGUAGCGAUAUCCAUGCCAAAAAUUCUAAUGACAAUAGUGCCAUUAACGGACUACUCAAUGUGAGAGCAUCAAUUGCAGCAAAAGAGAAUGAAAUUCAUGAGAUAGAGAUGAGACAUCAAAAACACCUGACCGCCUUAUCAUCAUCAUCAUCGUCGUUGCCGUCGAUGCUACCAGACUCGUCCUCAUCUGACACAUCAUCAACAUAUCUGGAUGAGAAUUUACUAAAUGAUAAUCAAUUGGAUGAUGUUUCAAAACAAGAGCAAAACUUACAGCAAGAGCGAGAGCAACACCGGCAAAUAAUGAUCAAUGAAUACUCAUCAAAUUCAAAUUUUCACUCUAACCUCGAUACAUCAUUAGAAAAUAAUGUGAAACGUUCAUCGGGUCAAAAGCAGAUACAUUAUGACGAUCAAUUGGAUACAAAACAAAAUAAUUUAUACGAUGAACUCAAAGACAUGUCAAACUUUCAACAUCAGAUGAGAUUUAAUGAGCCACAUCAUCGUGUUAAGCGACGUGACGUAAUUAAUCAAAUAAAUUACAGAAGCGAAAAAGAUUUUGAUGGAUUGGGCGACUCUAUUGAUUAUGACAAUGAUGAAAUGAAUUAUAAUAAUAGUUUGCUAAAAAAUGACAAUCAACAACAUGUAAACACAUCAGCAGAAACCACAAAGCAGGAAAUGAACAAUGUUAAUGAAAAAUUUUCAAAUGACAAAUCUGACUACAACGAGGCAGCAGUCAAUAAUAAUGACGAGACAAUAGGAAAAAUGUCAUCGUCAUCAUCAAAUAAUGCAAAAAUCAUUAAAAAACGAGAAAUCGGAGACUUGCCAUCUCGUUCACAACAUGAGCAUUUAUACUCAAUCAAAGGAAGGCAGAAAAUUUCGGAUUUAAUUUCCGGAGAGUUACCCAAUGCGAUUGUUAAGGCUGUCAAUAAGCUUGUCAACUCGAAUGACAUGUUAAGGCGUUUUGUGAAGCCCAAAUUGAAUGAGCCAAAAUAUACAAUACUUAAAGACUCAACCCGAAUAAGUUCAAUUAAAAUCAACAAUAUGAUGUCGGAGCUUGUAUCGUAUAUUAAUGAACUUGUCAAUGAUCAAGUACGAAUGAGAUCAUGUAUUCCGCUUACACAAGAGUUGCAAGACUUUUAUCAACAAUUGAUGGGGACGAAUCGAAAGGAGUCAGCAGGAAAUGUCAUUUAUGACGAUGAUGAUAAUUCGAUUCAGAAUUUUUUAAGGACUAAGAAGAAAUCAAAGAGGAAUGUGAACCACAUCCGUUCCAAAAGACUUGAUUUAAUUGAAAAGUGCGACAAAGUGCAUCACUUCCACACAAAAUGUCUUCAAAUCUCCGAAUGCAAGCAAGUCAAGCCAUCAUUAAUUCUCUAUUUCAAAAGACACGAAGAAAUUUGUUCGGUCCUCAAGAAAUCAUACGAAGCAGGUCCAUUGAUAAAAUUCAAACGAAGUUUUGAAGGACUAGACGUGUCACCACAAUUUGCUAAAUUGUAUAAUUUCAAAAACUAUUUUCUCGAGUCAAAACAAAAUGAUUUGUAAAUUAUUAACAGAAAGUUUGUGAUAUGCAUGCAAGAGCACACAAAAGCAGAAGUAAAUGCUUUCCCUGAGAUAUAUUUAUAUAUUUACAAUAUCAACUUACAUGCCAUUGCUACAUUCAUAUAUAUAUCUAAAGCAUUUGCAAAAUGUUCAUUUUGGAUAAUGGAUUUCGUAUAUCACUUCGAUCUCAUACUUAUGAACUUACGGUAUUUUGUGUGCAAUCGAAUAACGAUAAAAUACAUUUUAUUUAUUAAAUAAAUUUUCGAUAACAUAUCAUAUGUACAUAUAUAUGUGUGUAGGAUUCAUACCAGCAGUUUAUAGUCGUACAGCACACAAAAAAGGAAAGAGGAGAGAAGAAAAUGGGCACAUAAAGAUAAAUAAUAAUUUAAUGGAAAACGUGAAGAAACUACAGAAAAAAAAACUUCAGAAACACCUCUUCGUCUUUUUACUGCUGCUUGCUGCUUGCUUGCUACUUCUG
Messenger RNA from Chironomus riparius, 2569 nucleotides. The record is from the annotation of a GenBank genome assembly. NCBI's taxonomy places the organism in Eukaryota, Metazoa, Arthropoda, Insecta, Diptera, Chironomidae.